This is a messenger RNA of Cordyceps militaris CM01, 1257 nucleotides long. Its product is annotated as LEA domain protein. Bases 1 to 1257 code for a protein of 418 amino acids. Gene Ontology annotation, biological process: polyketide metabolic process. The transcript is spliced from 4 exons. NCBI's taxonomy places the organism in Eukaryota, Fungi, Ascomycota, Sordariomycetes, Hypocreales, Cordycipitaceae. The record is from RefSeq and is a predicted model, not a curated record.
AUGUAUGCGAACAUAAGCGACCCUCCCGCGCCGCUGCCUUGCGCCCAGCUUCAGAAACUGACGUCGGGUAUCUCUCUGCAGCCGCCGCUGACGAGACGCGGCUCGGGUCCGGGCCUUCUUCUCCUCGUGUCGCGGCACGAGUACGACGAGGACGUGACGCACCGUGACGAUGCGCCCACGCCCGUGUUGAAGUGGGCCGAGGAGGGCUACGCCGUGGUGCAGAUCUCGGCGGCCGCGAUGGAAGCGUCCGGUGCUGCGGCGGAGCAGGCCUUUUCUCUGGCCAUGGAGGCUCUGGAAAGGUGCGAGUCGUGCCAGCCCAAAGACGCCGUCGGCGUGGUGUGCUACUCUUCGUCCUUGUGGAACUUGGCUGCUCCUCUGCUGGACAAGCUUCCCAGCGUGGCAGCGGCAGUCAUCUACGUCGACGACCAGAAUCCCACCGGACUCUUACCCACCACCGUACCGUCCUUGAGGCACAUCGCCGGGGCCGCCGCCGCCAAAACCAGUCGUCUUGGCGCGCCCAAAGAAUAUCGCUAUCCCACCGUCACGGCGCCGCAGCAGCGGUGGUUCAGCCCCGGCCACGACGACUUUGACUACGCGGCCGACUCUGUCGCGCACUCGAGGAGUCUGCAGUUUCUCAAGCCCGCCAUGCGCGGGCCCUUUUUCGACCUGGAGAGCAUCUGGGAAGAGCACACGUACUACGAGUUUGCCGACCGCUCGGUCGAGCACACCAUGAGCACCAUGGUCCAGGAGCCCUACGUCAACCACGUACCGACUUUGACGGGAGGUAUUGGACGAUUAAAGCUGACAGACUUUUAUCGGCACAAUUUCAUCUUCAACAACGCGGCCGAUACGAGUCUCGAGCUUGUCAGCCGGACCAUUGGCAUUGAUCGCGUGAUUGACGAGUUCAUCUUUACAUUCACGCACGACCGUGAAAUAGACUGGCUACUCCCCGGCGUGCCACCCACGCACCAAAAGGCAGAGAUUCCCUUUGUCGCCGUCGUCAACAUCCGGGGCGACAGGCUGUACCACGAGCACAUCACCUGGGACCAGGGCACGACGCUGCGCCAGCUCGGCCUCAUGCCCGACUACCUGCCCUUCCCGUACCCCGUGCCCGGCGCGCCGCCCGGCGCCGCCGUCGAGUACCGGGUGCCGGUGCUCGGCGCGGCGACGGCGGACAAGCUGCGCAAUCGCAAGACGGUGCCUUCGAAUGAAAUGCUUCAGUUUCGUGUGCGGGUCAAGCAAGGAGUCAAUGAGUGA